Perkinsus marinus ATCC 50983 is the source of this 641-nucleotide messenger RNA. RefSeq lists its product as hypothetical. Gene Ontology annotation, biological process: intracellular signal transduction; cyclic nucleotide biosynthetic process. The transcript has a single exon. The record is from RefSeq and is a predicted model, not a curated record. The annotation marks the transcript as partial. NCBI's taxonomy places the organism in Eukaryota, Perkinsozoa, Perkinsida, Perkinsidae.
AUUGGGGAGAUCGUACAUGGUAUAGUUGAUGAUUUUCACGGAGUUGCGAAUAGAAAUUUAGGAGAAGCAUUUCUCAUGGUUUGGCGGCUACCGAGCUCUGAAGUGGAAGAAAUGGAUGCGGAAAUUGCGAAAAAACGGCAAAAAUUAGCCGAUAUGUCAGUGAUGGCUUUCGUGAAAAUUUUGGUAGCGAUAAAUAAAUCACCAGUAUUGGGAGAAUAUCGGAAUCAUCCGGGACUAUUCGGAAGGCUGGGAGAUGCGUAUAAGGUUAGUAUGGGUUUUGGCUUGCAUGUUGGAUGGGCGAUCGAAGGCGCGAUUGGUUCAAAGUUUAAAAUUGACGCGAGUUAUUUAUCACCUAAUGUGAAUAUGGCUAGCAGAUUGGCAGCAGCGACAAAACAGUACGGGACGAAUAUUUUAUGUUCAGAGGCUCUGAUUAGAAAUAUGUGUUCGGAAAAUAUGAGGAAAUAUGGCAGAGUAAUUGAUAAUGUUAUGGUGAAGGGUUCGAAAGUCCCGGUGAGGCUGUACACCGUUGAUAUUGAUGUUCAAUCAUUGGAGGUGGCUGAUCUUGAAAAAAUGGAUAUCAACUUGAGAAAUGCCAUCUCGCGAUCUAGCAGUCUCGCGAGAAGCAAUUUGGGUGACUUCAC